GAGGCCAAAUGAAUCAUGGAAAUUCUAGGAGAGAUAUCUCGUCCCAAGAAAGCGCAUUCCGACGACUGCGAGUGGAAAGACGACGUUCCAGAUGAGAGCGUCGAAGGAGAAGAAAUUAGAAGCAGAACGAGGGCCCCUCAUGAGGUCAAACAAGAGACUAACGAAGUGAAUGAGAUGGAAUUCGAAGACGAUGAAGAAGAAAUAGGCGUUCCACCGGAGGACGACGACGACGAGGACUUUUACGUCCCGAGUAUGGCUCAAAAGGAGAAGAAGCUGAAGCGCACGAAAGGCGGGGGCGCGGGCGCAAAGGCCAGUCAAUCGUCCAAAUGCGGCAGAGGACGAAAGCAGUGCCCUAAUUGUCAGAUUGUAGUGCCUACGUGUCGCACACAGUGCACCGAAUGCUCUUACCAGUUUGUUGUUCACUCUUCGUCCCCUGCAGGGGAAGGAGCAGCGGCCGGCGACGGGGCAGACGAGCAGACCGGAACGUCCGCCGUUACCGGCGCCACCGAAGUACAGACGAAGACAAAGGCCGGAACGAAGAAGCAAGUAGUUAAGAAAAAGAAGAAAGAGAAAGAAGGAUUGGCAGGGAAGGCAUCAAAGAAAGAGUCUACCUCUCAAUUUGAGAGUCCUUCUAAGGUUCCUCGAGUCCAAGAGGCCGAAGUCCAAGAUGGAAAUGCGGGCAGCGGAUCGGAUAGUGAGAUGGCGUCGUUGGAUCAGUCUAGCAUCGCUGGCAGUGAAGAGACACGACACUACUUUGAAAGUUUGGCUACAGACGUCGAGAACAUACACCAAGAGAGAGUCGGCAAGGGAUACAAACGCUGCCCGAAGUGCAGCACAGUGCAGGGAUCGAGCUAUGCCAAAUGCCCGAAGUGCGAUCACGCUUUCACGAGCAAAGGAAGCAAGGGAAAUGUGAAGAAGGAGCAAGGCAAACCGACAUCUCUUGUUCGAUCGAAGCUGCAGAAUGGUCAGGGUAGAGUGGUCGGCUCUUCGAUAAACAGAACAGUAGACAAACCGGCUGUCGGUGGUGUCAAUGGAGUCGGCAGUGAGAGGAUGAGCACCACCUUUCCGAGUCACGUGUUACGAGGCGAAGAGAGCGGCAAUCAGAUCGACGUCGCCGGUCUCUACAGACAGUCACGCAAAGCCAAGCGACGCGAAGAACAGUUUGUACAGGAAUCAAAUAGGGGUCCUAUUUUGAAGUAUGGAAACUCGCUGCUGGAGCAGUGCAUGGCUGACCUACUGCAGUGUGUACCCGAUGACAGUCUUGCUGACCUAGUCCAGGCUGUGUACAACAAACAGCUGGAGGAGUAUGAACAAGUGGAGACAGAGAUGAAACGAACUGAGGAGUCGUACAAUGAAGUUCUAGCUAUGCAAGAAGAGGCUGACAGAGAAAUCGAUAAGGCGACUCUACAAGCAAACGAACUGAUCGUUCAGUUGGCAGCAAGUCAGCAGGAACUGAGACAGUUAGACAAAGGAAUGAUGGCUGCCGUAGAGAGACGACAAAACGCUAAGCGAGAACUGGAACGUCGAUGUUUAGAGCUAGAGACACUAAAGUUGCGUCUUGGUGAAGUGUUGGGUCCUGAUUACAAGCCUAAUAUAACUUGAUUAUUGGAUAGGCUAGAUCUAGAGUGAUUAGAAAAUAUUGAGCAACGUGAUGUAAAUACUCAGUGGCAAUAUCAACUGUAUAGACUUGCAACAUUAAUUUUGCGAGUGGUUUGACAUUUAGUUGGUCUACAGUCUAUAGAUACAGCUACUAU
Molecule: messenger RNA, 1754 nt
Organism: Corticium candelabrum
Lineage: Eukaryota; Metazoa; Porifera; Homoscleromorpha; Homosclerophorida; Plakinidae
Exons: 6
Coding region: 16-1602 (528 amino acids)
Source: RefSeq, a predicted model, not a curated record